Messenger RNA from Cynocephalus volans (Philippine flying lemur), 789 nucleotides. RefSeq names its product trans-golgi network vesicle protein 23 homolog A (gene TVP23A). The transcript has 7 exons. Lineage: Eukaryota; Metazoa; Chordata; Mammalia; Dermoptera; Cynocephalidae. Gene Ontology annotation, biological process: protein secretion; vesicle-mediated transport. The record is from RefSeq and is a predicted model, not a curated record. Gene Ontology annotation, cellular component: Golgi membrane. The coding region runs from base 36 to 650 and encodes 204 amino acids.
CUGGGGUGUGGGCGCCAGGUGCGCUUCCCGGGAGGAUGAAGCAGGCCUUGGUGGACGAUACUGAGGAUGUGUCCCUGGACUUUGGUAAUGAAGAGGAGCUGGCCUUUAGGAAAGCCAAGAUCAGACAUCCCCUGGCCACCUUUUUCCACCUGUUUUUCCGAGUGAGCGCCAUUGUCACCUAUGUGUGCUGUGACUGGUUCAGCAGGAGCUUUGUGGGCUGCUUUGUCACUGUGCUUCUCCUGCUGUCCUUCGACUUCUGGUCUGUGAAGAAUGUAACCGGAAGACUCAUGGUGGGCCUUCGAUGGUGGAACCAGAUAGACGAAGAUGGGAAAAGCCACUGGAUUUUUGAAGCCAGAAAGGUCUCUCCAAAUCACAUGGCAGCCACAGAAGCUGAAGCGCGCAUCUUCUGGCUUGGCCUCAUUAUCUGCCCGAUGAUUUGGAUUGUGUUCUUUUUCAGUACCUUGUUUUCCUUGAAGCUAAAGUGGCUGGCCCUCGUGAUCGCUGGGAUUUCUCUCCAAGCCGCGAACCUAUAUGGCUACAUCCUUUGUAAGAUGGGAGGCGAGAGUGACAUCAGCAGAGUCACCGCCAGUUUUCUGUCCCAGACGGUGUUCCAGACGGCUUACUUAUCGUCAGAAGUGGACAUGGCUUAGACGGGAGAUUCUGCAACCAAACAGGCUUCCAGAGAGCAGAAUCCCAUGGUCCUACCACCUGCUCAUUCUUACAUGAAGUAGGCUCGGAGGAGAGGUCUGAAGAGACGUUUUUAUUUUUAAAAUGGCACAUUUGUAAAGA